UCAAAGUCUUUAAAGUGUCAAACAAAAGAAAAGUGAAGAAAAAAGACUCCAGAAGUAAAAUCCUCUUUCUCCAGCAAUCAGAUCAUCAUGUCUUUGAGACCUAGCGCUCGGACGGAGGUUCGCCGGAACCGUUACAAAGUCGCCGUGGAUGCGGAAGAAGGACGGCGGCGAAGAGAAGAUAAUAUGGUUGAGAUCCGGAAGAAUAAGAGAGAAGAAAACUUGCUUAAGAAGCGUCAAGUAGUUCCGGCGUCUCAACCGUUGUCUGCUGGUGGUGCUCCGGCCGUUACUACCACCACUGAGAAAAAGUUAGAGAGUCUUCCUUCUAUGGUUGCUGGAGUAUAUUCGACUGAUAACAAUAUGCAGCUGGAAGCAACUACCCAGUUUCGUAAAUUGCUUUCAAUAGAACGGAGCCCGCCAAUUGAGGAAGUUAUACAGUCUGGUGUGGUACCUCGCUUUGUCGAGUUCUUGAUGAGAGAGGAUUUCCCACAGCUCCAGUUUGAAGCUGCUUGGGCACUCACAAACAUUGCUUCUGGAACUUCUGAGAACACGAAAGUUGUCAUUGAUCAUGGAGCAGUUCCAAUUUUUGUCAAACUUCUUGCUUCUCCAAGUGAUGAUGUGCGCGAGCAGGCUGUUUGGGCAUUGGGAAAUGUUGCUGGUGAUUCCCCCAGGUGUCGUGAUCUUGUUCUUGGCCAAGGUGCUUUGCUUCCCUUGCUGGCUCAGUUGAAUGAGCAUGCUAAGCUUUCCAUGCUGAGAAAUGCCACAUGGACACUUUCAAACUUCUGCCGUGGAAAACCACAACCUGCAUUUGAAGAGACCAGACCAGCACUUCCUGCCCUUGAGCGCCUUGUUCAUUCGAAUGAUGAAGAGGUCUUGACUGACGCAUGUUGGGCUCUCUCUUAUCUGUCUGAUGGUACAAAUGACAAAAUUCAAGCUGUGAUUGAAGCUGGUGUCUGCAGACGUCUUGUUGAGCUCCUCCUUCACCCAUCUCCCUCGGUACUGAUUCCCGCACUUCGAACUGUUGGGAACAUUGUGACUGGUGAUGAUCUCCAAACUCAGUGUAUUAUUGAACAUGGUGCACUUCCGUGCUUGCUGAGCUUGUUGACUCAUAACCAUAAAAAGAGCAUUAAGAAAGAAGCCUGCUGGACCAUCUCCAACAUCACUGCUGGAAACAAAGAACAAAUACAGUCGGUAAUUGAGGCUGGAUUAAUUGGUCCUCUAGUCAAUCUGCUCCAGACUGCUGAAUUUGAUAUAAAGAAAGAGGCUGCAUGGGCAAUAUCGAAUGCCACUUCUGGUGGCAGCAAUGAACAAAUCAAGUACUUGGUGAGUCAGGGCUGUAUCAAACCAUUAUGUGAUCUCCUUGUGUGUCCUGACCCAAGGAUCGUGACUGUGAGUUUAGAAGGACUCGAAAACAUCUUGAAGGUUGGUGAAGUUGAGAAAAACUCAGGAAACACUGGAGAUGUAAAUAUAUAUGCUCAGCUGAUAGACGAUGCAGAGGGGUUAGAAAAGAUUGAGAACUUGCAGAGUCAUGACAAUAAUGAAAUCUAUGAGAAAGCUGUUAAGAUUCUUGAGACAUAUUGGUUGGAAGAGGAAGAGGAGACAGUGAUCGAUGGUGCACAGCCUGGGUUCAACUUUGGAGGACCGGAUGUUCAGGUUCCAUCCGGUGGGUUCAAUUUUAAUGGCUGAAGGGGGGUUAUGCAGCACAAGACGGAAGUAUGUCGGUGUCAGGUCGGUUUAAAGGUCAAGUCGGGUCAGGUCAGGUGUAGUGGGGUUACAUCAUAUUAUGGUGGUUCACGUACAAUAAAUGACGGGUUGACGGGGAUGGGUUUAUUUACUUGUUUACUGGAAGGUCUGCUGUGUGAG
Molecule: messenger RNA, 1860 nt
Organism: Erigeron canadensis
Lineage: Eukaryota; Viridiplantae; Streptophyta; Magnoliopsida; Asterales; Asteraceae
Product: importin subunit alpha-2-like
Exons: 12
Coding region: 88-1683 (531 amino acids)
Biological process (GO): NLS-bearing protein import into nucleus
Cellular component (GO): nucleus; cytoplasm
Molecular function (GO): nuclear import signal receptor activity; protein binding
Source: RefSeq, a predicted model, not a curated record